UUAUACAAAAUAAAAAAAAAAAAAGUCAGUCGAUAUUUUGGACGGAAUGGCAUGAAUGGGGUGUUGUUUGGUUUAGAGCGGCGAUUAAAUUGAUGACCACUUUCUUGCAAGUUAAAAAAAAAAAAAAUGAGGUUAUUGUAAAAGAUAACAAAUAAUGUAUUUUACUCAAUAAAAUAGUCAAGUAAUACAAGUAAAGAACAAAACAAUAAUAAUACAAAAGUGCUAUAAGCAAUUCAUAUCUAAAAAAAAGUGUAAUUUAAAGAAAAGAACAAAAUAUAUUUUUGCUCUUUCUUUUUUUUUUUUUAAAUUACCCCUCUCUUUUCUUUUCUUUUUUUUUAUUAUUAAUUUUGAUAUGUCAGGUCCACCUAAAAUAAAUACUUUAAAUUUAGACUCUCGUACAAGUAGUUCUUUGGGAUCACCAUCUCAACUCGUCAAGAUACUUGCAAACGACGCGAAAUCUCGGGAAAGAACAAAAUUAAAAGGUGUCCUCGAUAAAUUCAUGGGCAAUUUUAAUGACAUUCUCUCGCCUACAAUUGAAUCAACAGAAUCCGUAAUGGAUAUCUCCACACCUUAUAAUACAAUACAUGUCACUCAUGUUGGAUUUGAUCCAGUUACAGGUGAAUUUACAGGUCUUCCAAAAGAAUGGCAACUGUUGCUUACACAAAGUGGUAUCACAAGACAAGAACAAGAGAGCAAUCCACAAGCUGUGAUUCAUGCAAUCGAAUUUCUUCAAGGUAAUACACAAGAGAAAAUGCAAGCCAAUGUUUGGUCCAAAAUUCCUCAACAACAACAGCAGCAACAGCAAAGAAAAUCUUCUUCAAUCACAAGUAAAGCAUUAAAACGGUUCUCAUCCCUUCGAAUCACAAAAUCAAAAUCAGAUAACUUACUGAGAAAAAGCACCAUAGUAACACCCACUGCUUCUACUUCUUCUAUGGUAUCGGAUACUGCUAUUUCAAGUAAAAUGACAAAAAAACCACAGAAACAACUAGAAGAUGACUACUUGGAUGAUGUCCGUUCUUUUAAUUCAGAAUCGACAGCUUCAUUUAGCGAAGACUGUCAAGGCCAGCCUAUGCAUGAGCUCACACGCACACAAGAUGUUUUAUAUAAUGCACCACCAGGUACAGUUCGAUCUCGAGCACCCAAAGAAGAAAAGCGCAGCAUGAGUGAUGAGCAAGUCCUCAAACACCUUCAAGAACUCUGUAUCACAUCAGAUCCACUCUUGAUCUAUACGAAUAUGGUCAAAAUUGGUCAAGGUGCAUCAGGUGGUGUCUACAUUGCCUAUCGAGCAGGCAGUAGAAUGCCUGUAGCCAUUAAGCAAAUGAACCUGGAAAAGCAGCCCAAGAAAGAAUCCAUCAUCAAUGAGAUUCGUGUCAUGAAAGAGAGCAAGGCCAAAAACAUUGUGAAUUUCAUUGAAUCGUAUCUAUGGAAAGGUGAUUUAUGGGUUGUGAUGGAGUAUAUGGAAGGUGGUAGUUUGACGGAUGUAGUGACAUGUAACAUGAUUAUGGAAGGACAAAUUGCUGCUAUUUGCAGAGAAGUAUUGGAAGGAUUAAAGCAUUUACAUGCCAAUGGCGUUAUUCAUCGAGAUAUUAAAUCAGAUAAUGUUCUUUUAAGCAUGCGAGGUGAUAUUAAGCUCACUGAUUUUGGCUUUUGUGCUCAAUUACAUGAACCUCAAUCAAAACGUACAACAUUGGUUGGUACACCUUAUUGGAUGGCACCUGAAGUAGUAACACGCAAAGCUUAUGAUUCCAAAGUUGAUAUCUGGUCCUUGGGUAUCUUGGCUAUUGAAAUGAUUGAAGGAGAGCCUCCUUAUUUGAACGAAAACCCUCUUAGGGCGCUUUAUUUGAUUGCUAAUAACGGUACACCUGAACUCCAGAGUCCUGAAACCCUGAGCGAUAUCUUCAAGGACUUUUUGUUCUUGUGUUUACAAGUCGAUCCAGCAUUUAGACCAAGUGCUUCCGAAUUGUUAAAGCAUCCAUUCUUGAAAAAAGCAGAUCCAUUAUAUACAUUAGUUCCUUUAAUAAGAGCAGCCAAGGAUACCAUUCAACAACAACAACAACAACAACAACAACAACAGUAAAUACAAUUAACUUGGCCACUUUUCUCUUUCUAUAUGAAAAAAAAAGGUGGCUACAUAACCUAAAUACAUACAUGGCGACUUUGCACUUUUAUUUCUUAAGUUAGAACAGAAAUCCCUCUAUUUUAAGAGCAAGAAGCAAUAAAAAAAAUAGUAGAAAGAGAAACAGAGACCUUUGUUAAUCUAGUUAAGAAAGGCCAGUAUAGGAGGGAGAAUCAGCAUUUGCUGCUUCAGCAACAAUCUUUUGGUUUAAUGAAAUAUAU
Molecule: messenger RNA, 2337 nt
Organism: Gilbertella persicaria
Lineage: Eukaryota; Fungi; Mucoromycota; Mucoromycetes; Mucorales; Choanephoraceae
Product: kinase-like domain-containing protein
Exons: 6
Coding region: 353-2077 (574 amino acids)
Biological process (GO): regulation of MAPK cascade; intracellular signal transduction; protein phosphorylation
Cellular component (GO): cytoplasm
Molecular function (GO): protein serine/threonine kinase activity; ATP binding
Source: RefSeq, a predicted model, not a curated record